AUGCCUUUCGAUAUCACCAAAGCGCAGCUGGACUACGAAGUCGGCAAGGAAGGUUACGCGGCCUGCAAUCCCUUUGAGGUGGGCUUUAUGAGGCUCUUCUGCGACAUCCACUGCGUUCGAGAUGCUGUGAUCCGUGGCGACCGCACAAUUCUGAGGAACCUCGAGCAGGCAACGAAGAUCUCCAACGACAACAUGAGGAAGAUGGUGGAGUGGUCCACUGAGGCGACAAGGACCGAGACGGAGUACUUGGACAAGAAGAUCGACCACUCCCUCAAGAUCCAAACCAUCUAUCUUCACCACAUCGCCAAGAACACCCAGCCGCCGGAAGAGGAUCUCUACCAGAAUGCAGUGACGGCCACAGGCUCCAUGCUGCGGGAGCUAAAGGGCUUCGCGGAGACCUCCUCCUUCGGCAUCGCGCGCGUGACGGCUCGGGAUGCCUUGUCAAGGUUCCUUGCCACUGCUCAGCCUCUUGUGGAUGGCAACGUCACGAUGCGGAGUGAUCAGGUGCAGAAGUUCCAGAACGAGAUGUCCGCACUCUACCAGACGAUGCGUUCGUCAGCUGGUGGGCUGACCAAGGCGCAGGUGGUGGGACGGCAGAUUGCCGGCGAGGCGCAGCAACUCCAAGCGCGGCUGCAUCGUCAAGCGCAGGUUCUGGGAAUGUACCGAGCACACAGCCGAGCUGCCCACAAGGCAGCCAAGUCGUGGAAGCGGUCGAAGGCUGAAAGUUCGUUGGUGAUCAUGGAUAAGCUGUGGUGGCGCAUGCGCGAUGAGCUGGAUCGCUAUCUCGACGUGGCUGGAGAGGAGAUGAGUCAGAUGGAGGAAUCCUUCUCUGCGCUGACCAAGUAUGACAAGUGCAAAGCAGGCACCUUGGAUUUGCUGCAGUCCUACUCCGCUGGUAUGAAGUCCAUGCGUCGAAGCCACAGUCAGCUGCGGAAUGCGUGGCGGGAGACAUCCAAUUCGAUGGGCGAGUUGGCGGCUGUAAUCAGCGACGGCGGCAUCUUCGAGAAGCUCAUGGCGGCCGAGGGAUGCCAGUCGCCGUUGGCUGCGCGCCGCGGCUGA
This is a messenger RNA of Symbiodinium pilosum, 1059 nucleotides long. Lineage: Eukaryota; Dinophyceae; Suessiales; Symbiodiniaceae. The record is from the annotation of a GenBank genome assembly.